Aspergillus chevalieri is the source of this 1653-nucleotide messenger RNA. It is a transcript of the gene SLY41, whose product is annotated as putative ER to Golgi transport protein (Sly41). The transcript is spliced from 2 exons. Gene Ontology annotation, biological process: phosphoenolpyruvate transmembrane import into Golgi lumen. NCBI's taxonomy places the organism in Eukaryota, Fungi, Ascomycota, Eurotiomycetes, Eurotiales, Aspergillaceae. The coding region runs from base 1 to 1653 and encodes 550 amino acids. Gene Ontology annotation, molecular function: antiporter activity; phosphoenolpyruvate transmembrane transporter activity. The record is from RefSeq and is a predicted model, not a curated record. Gene Ontology annotation, cellular component: Golgi apparatus; endoplasmic reticulum.
AUGACGACGACCGUUAUAACUGGAACUGGGCGACGCUCCUCAACACGACCAUCAGAAUUACAGAUACCAGCGAAAACAUCUAUUUCGCACAUGACAAGCCCAAUAGACAAAUUCCCGCCUUUUAGCGACGAGCCAUUUGAUACACCAGCAGGACAAGGGGAACCGCACAGCUCUACUAGCAGGUACGCACCGCGCGAUCUUUGGGAGUCUCGAAAGGGGGGCGCAUUCACGCGGGAGCAUGGGAACGGAUCAACCAGAGUCUCGAAACACAGGCCCAGGAAAAGCAUCAGCGAGGCGAUUAGCACAAUUAGAACCCGGAAUGCCAGCGUGAGUGCAAAUGCGCAGGAACUAGCACAGGCCCUGAGGGCACCAGUCUCUUAUCAAUUGAUAUUCCUUUGUCUUAUUUGGUACAUGACUUCCGCCGUCACAAACACAUCAUCAAAAUCCAUACUCACUGCCCUACCGAAACCUAUCACUCUCACCGCUGUACAAUUCGCUUUUGUGUCAAUAUGGUGCUUGGUGUUGGCGUAUCUUUCUACUGUGGUGCCAUCGCUCAGAAGGAGUAUACCAGCACUGAAAAAUGGCAUUCUCUAUCCGUCGCGCGAUGUUAUCAUGACAGCAUUGCCCUUGGCAAUAUUUCAACUGGCUGGUCAUAUACUCAGUUCCAUGGCUACCUCUCUGAUACCGGUAUCGUUAGUCCACACGAUCAAGGGCCUUUCGCCUCUUUUCACCGUUCUCGCAUACCGUGUGCUUUUCCGCAUUCGAUAUGCUAAAGCAACGUAUCUGUCGCUAGUCCCGUUGACCUCGGGCGUCAUGCUUGCCUGUUCUACAGGAUUCUCUACGAAUUUCUUUGGCAUACUGUGCGCACUCGUUGCCGCGCUGGUCUUCGUCUCGCAAAACAUUUUCUCUAAAAAACUUUUCAAUGAAGCCUCACGCGCUGAAUCGGAACAGUUAUCAGGGAGACGAAAACUAGACAAACUCAAUUUACUAUGCUAUUGCUCCGGGAUAGCAUUCAUCCUCACAUUACCAAUAUGGAUCUGCAGUGAGGGCUAUUCACUAAUAAAAGACUUCAUGCAAGACGGGGUCAUUUCUCUUUCAGGCAAGAAAAACUCAUUGGACCAUGGAGAACUCUUCCUGGAGUUCGUAUUCAACGGAGUUUCGCACUUUGCGCAAAAUAUCCUGGCAUUCGUCCUACUCUCUAUGAUUUCACCCGUGUCAUACUCCGUGGCUUCUUUAGUGAAGCGAGUAUUUGUCAUCGUUGUCGCGAUCGUGUGGUUUGGCAGUCCGACCACUUCGGUGCAGGCUUUGGGUAUUGCUCUUACUUUCCUGGGGCUUUACCUAUACGAUCGAAAUAGCCAUGAUGAUCUUGCAGAUCGACGGGCGAAUGCAGAUUAUUUUCGCGCCAAGGAGUCUGUCCUUCCCUUGAAUGCGCGAACGCCAACGAGUACCCCAUGGGAUUCCAACGGUUAUGCCUUCCCAUCUGGCAAGGAUUCUCAAGGUCCGUUUUCUGAGAACCCGCAUUAUUUAGCUCAUCAUUUGAAGAAGGAAGAUGAUACUCCUGGUCAUGUUCGAUCAAGGGGAGGUAGUACUUCUCGAGCAUGGUUACCGCCUGGCACAAAACAAGAGUCGACAUGGCAGCCAAGUGACUCUUGA